Molecule: messenger RNA, 975 nt
Organism: Paramecium tetraurelia
Lineage: Eukaryota; Ciliophora; Oligohymenophorea; Peniculida; Parameciidae
Exons: 3
Source: RefSeq, a predicted model, not a curated record
AUGGGAUGUGGUGCUUCCAAAGAGAUAGAGAAAUAAAUAGAAGAAUAUUAAGUGAAAAUAGAUGAAAUCCAAGAUAUAAAUGCUAUACUAAUACAAUAAAUUAAUGAGUUAAAGGAAAAUAAGAACAAAAGGAAACCUGUUUAUGUAGUUGCUGAUUAAGAAAUAGACGAUUUAUUUGUUUUUAAGACUGAUUUGGACAAAAGGUUUGAAUAAAUAGACACCGAUAUAAAAAAAAUCAGAAUUUAAUUAUUGGGUUCAGAACAAUGCAAUUAAAAACAACCAAAUGAGAAAAAGCAGACUUGCAAAUAGACAGAUGAUGCAUCAUCAGAAAAUAAAUGGUUGGAAAUGAUGGAAAAUAAUGAUAAUGAAAUUACUCUGAAACAUUUUUAGGAUCCAAUCUUAGAUGAUCUUAGUGAAAAAUUGGAUUAAAAUGGUAAAGAAUAAAGCAAAGAGAAAAUAGAAAAUUUGGAGAUGAAAAAAACCAUCCCUAAAUAAUAAUAAGAGCAAAAACCUGUUUAGGACAAGUAAGCAAACAUAAGUGAAUUAUCUAAAUAAUUAGCUGAUGCUUUGGGAGAAGACAUGAAAUAAGUACAUGAUGGUAUGAAGAGUAAAUUAUUCUACAAUACUGGCGGAAAUUAGUCAAAAGAAAUACCGUCAAAUAAUUAAUCGAAUAUUUAAGUUAGUAUUCCAAAUAGUUCAAAUGCUAACUUGACUAAUACGAAUAAUAAUAUCAAUAACAAUAACAAAUCUAGUAGAACAAAUGCAUAAAAUAUUAAUACUCCUAGAACUGAUUAAGUCAAAAGAAAAUCUACUAAAUCAGGUAGUUAAGUAGAUAAAGGACAAGCCAAUUCAUAAUAACAUUUUUUCUCUAAGCAAUCAACAGAGGUAAUUGUGGCUAAAAAGAAAACUAAAAAAGGUUGAAGAAAACUAAUAAAACUUUGAUUUAAAUCUUCAAAUUGUUUUUAUUUUCAAUUA